AAACAAAACGUUUCCUUUCUGGAAUUGAACUAAAAGAAUUUAAUGUUAGGUAUUUUAUUUAAACAGAAAGGAAUGUGAUUUGGAUUUGAUUUGAUUUCUUUAGCGAAAUAAAAUCAGAAACUCGUUCUUAGGGUAGAAAAUUUUAUUUUUCUCAAAAAAAAAAAAGAGAAAAUUUUAUCGUAAAACUUUAUUUUUAAUUAUAAAACAAUUUUUUGCAUAAUUUUUUUCGUUCCAAUUGAAUGGAACAGUUGAAAAUUGCAACAAAUUCUCAUAUGAAAGAGGAUCAUUCUUCACAACUUUCCAUGAAAAGAGAUAAUAAUCUUGAGUCUUUGGGCAGUCCUCGGCAUCGAAGGGUGUCAACAAGAUGGGAUCCAAAUGAACCAUGCCGGCCUAACAUUGAUGAUGCCCCAGUGUUUUAUCCAACUAUUGAGGAGUUUGAAGAUACACUUGCUUACAUAGAAAAAAUUCGUGCUGAAGCUCAAUCAUUUGGUAUAUGUCGGAUUGUUCCGCCACCUUCCUGGACUCCACCUUGUCCUCUUAAAGAGAAAGAUAUAUGGGAACAUGCUAAAUUUUCUACUAGAAUUCAGCAAGUUGAUUUACUUCAAAAUAGGGAGCCAAUGAGAAAGAAAAAUAGAAGCCGGAAACGGAAACGGAGGAGGCAUUCAAGAAUGGGAGCUACUAGAAGACAAGCCAAUUCUAGUUCAGAAUCUGUUGUUACUUCUGAGACUGAUGAGAAGUUUGGCUUUAAUUCAGGAUCUGAAUUCACUCUUGAAGAAUUUCAGAGAUAUGCAGAUGAAUUUAAGAAGAUGUACUUUCAAAGGGACUGUAGUGAAGAUUUAGAGCCCAGUAUGAUUGAAUGUAGGAAAUGGGAACCGUCUUGGGAGGACAUAGAGGGUGAAUACUGGAGGAUAGUUGAGCAGCCAAAAGAUGAGGUUGAGGUAUAUUAUGGAGCUGACUUGGAAACAGGAACAUUUGGCAGUGGCUUUCCUAAGCUGUCUUCUGUGUUGACUGGAAAUGAUGCAGAUAAAUAUGCAACGUCAGGUUGGAACCUAAAUAAUUUCCCACGCCUACAAGGUUCAGUGUUAUCUUUUGAAGGAUGCGAUAUAUCUGGAGUUCUAGUGCCAUGGCUCUAUGUGGGGAUGUGCUUCUCAUCAUUUUGUUGGCAUGUUGAGGACCACCAUCUGUAUUCGCUAAACUAUAUGCACUUUGGUGAUCCAAAAAUAUGGUAUGGAGUGCCAGGGAACCAGGCUACCUCUUUGGAGGCUGCAAUGAGAAAGCAUCUGCCUGAUUUGUUUGAAGAACAACCUGACCUACUCAAUGAAUUGGUUACUCAACUGUCUCCUUCAGUUCUGAAAGCUGAGGGUGUACCAGUCUAUCGGGCCGUACAACAUUCCGGGGAGUUUGUUCUUACCUUUCCAAGGGCAUAUCAUGCUGGAUUUAAUUGUGGCUUCAACUGUGCAGAGGCAGUGAAUGUUGCUCCUGUUGAUUGGCUAGAACAUGGUCAACUUGCAGUUGAGCUCUACAGUGAGCAGCAUCGCAAGACAUCACUGUCCCAUGACAAGCUACUUCUGGGAUCAGCUCGGCAAGCCAUCCAAGCUCUCAGGGAGUUACAUGUUCUUGGCAGAGAAACACCGGGAAAUUCAAGGUGGAAACGUGUAUGUGGGAAGGAUGGGAUACUUACGAAGGCAGUUAGGAUGAGAAAGCAGAUGGAAGAGGAACGAGUAAAUUGCCUUCCCCCUGAUAUGCCUGUACGAAAGAUGGAAAAAGACUUUGAUCUGGAAAGUGAGAGGGAAUGUUUCUCUUGUUUCUAUGACUUGCAUCUAUCUGCAUGCAGCUGCAAAUGCUCUCCUGAACGAUUUGCUUGUCUGAAACAUGUAAAGAAUUUCUGCUCGUGCCAGGAUGAAGACAGAUUUGUCCUCCUUCGCUACACCGUUGAUGAAUUGCAAAUGCUAGUUGAAGCCCUAGAGGGAGGAUUAGAUGCUGUUAAACUAUGGGCAUCCAAAGAUCUCGGGUUGGUUUCCGGUAUUGAUUGCGAUGUUUAUUUGUCUAAGUGGGUUCAGGACAGUGAGGUAUUAAAAUUUGAGCCUGCUCGGGAAAGUUUCUCUUGUUCCUCAAGAGUGGAAGAAAAGGUGGAUAUUAAUACUCCUUACUUGUAUGGUCAUUUUUCUUCGGAGGUAUCGCCAUCAGAGUGCCAGCCUGCGACUAAAUUAAAAACCUCUCAUGUCACCUUGGAUAGUCAUAAAAACGUUGUAAAUGUUGGAGUUCUUGUCAUGGAAAACAGAACGAACUCGGAGCAGGAAGCCUGCAUUGACUUAAAUCUUGAUAUUGUAUCUGAUUAUCCUGCAACUGCAAGGAAGUCUAUUUGUGAUUCUGAUAGCUCCAGUAACCACAGUGUAACUGAUGUUGAGACAUUUUUGCGAGAGAAAAGUUGUGGAUUUGAUGAAGUAAGAGAACCUGUUCUAAAGAGACUCAAGAGUGAUUGUAGCUCAUCAGUUUCUCGAGAAUAUUCCGAGAAGUAUCAGCAUUCAAUUUCAACAGGUCAUCGGGGUCCUGACGGCUUUGAGGGCAAGAAAUUGUUCGGCGUUGAACUUCAGUUUCCACAUAUCAAUGCAGGACAAUCAAAUACCUUGUUGAAGGCAGAAACUCUCAACUGCUCAGAUGUAAUUGCGUCUAUGGCUCACCAAGGUCAUCCAUUGUUGAAUCAUGCUGUUGAGCCUUUAAAUUUUGGAUCUGUAAUUUUUGGAAAACUAUGGUGCAACAGCCAGGCCAUAUUCCCAAAAGGUUUUAGAAGCCGUGUCAAGUACUUUAGUGUGCUCGACCCAACAAAGAUUUCUAGUUACAUUUCUGAAGUCUUGGAUAUUGGGCUACUUGGACCUCUAUUUAAGGUUACUUUAGAAGGCUGCCCUACCAUAACCUUCUCGAAUGUGUUGCCUAACAAAUGUUGGGAAAUGGUGCUACAGCAAUUAAAUCAAGAAAUCUUGAGGAGGAAAAACCUAGGAGAAAGUGGGCUGCUACCUUUGCAAUCUCUGCAGAGCAUCAACGGGCUCGAAAUGUUUGGAUUUCUCUCACCAUCCAUAAUUCAGGCAAUUGAAGCUCUCGAUCCAAAUCAUCAAUGUUCGGAGUACUGGAAUGACAAGACUACUCGUGAUAUCAAUGAAGUCAAAAAGUACGCGCUUGGAUUGAGUUGCUCGGUAGGCGAAUCGAAAGCAAAAAUUUUUGGUGUCGAUUUGACAAAGCAAGAUCAUGAAGAUCCCAAUCAACAUUCUGUUGAUGAAGAAAUACAGGUAGUCCUAAGAGGACUUUUCAAGAAGGCAAGUCCUGAAGAGUUGAAAAUAAUGCGCAGGAUACUCUGCAGCGACUCACGAAGUCCUGAACGGCAAGUGGCAUAUGAAACAUUGACCGAGGAGAUCCGCAAAACAUGUCGAUAAACAGUACUGUUCCAAAAAUAAAGGUAAAAACAAAAAAAGAGAAUUAAAUUAGUUCUGGUAGUUGAUUCUGAUAGGGAGUAGAUAAAUUUAGCUUUGAUUAUCAGAUUUUCAUGCUUAUUCUUUCUACUGCUGAUCCGGUUCCUGUCUUAUAUCCGAAGUCCGGUACGAGCAAUAUUGUAAUUCACUGCAAAAUCCUCCAUUGUUAAUGCCACUAACUUAUCAUAGAUAACAUUGCAGAAUUUUGGUAACCUUACUGAAAUAGAUGUCAUUUUUAGUAACA
Messenger RNA from Gossypium raimondii (Peruvian cotton), 3708 nucleotides. RefSeq names its product lysine-specific demethylase JMJ18. Lineage: Eukaryota; Viridiplantae; Streptophyta; Magnoliopsida; Malvales; Malvaceae. Gene Ontology annotation, cellular component: nucleus. Gene Ontology annotation, molecular function: histone H3K4me/H3K4me2/H3K4me3 demethylase activity. The transcript is spliced from 11 exons. Gene Ontology annotation, biological process: chromatin remodeling. The record is from RefSeq and is a predicted model, not a curated record. The coding region runs from base 240 to 3428 and encodes 1062 amino acids.